Molecule: messenger RNA, 1902 nt
Organism: Arabis nemorensis
Lineage: Eukaryota; Viridiplantae; Streptophyta; Magnoliopsida; Brassicales; Brassicaceae
Source: the annotation of a GenBank genome assembly
AUGUUGCUUCUGAAACAGAGCUCAGCUGCUCUUCUUGUCGCUGGGAAUACAAGUCCAGUACUCCACAAUUCUCGCUUCACUUACUCGUCCCAGAGUUUCACCAUGUCAAAUUUGCACAAGCCUCUUACUUCUUCAUCUGGCAAAUUCAAUCCGGUUUUAGCCUGCAGCGCUUUAUCAGUGCCGUGUAGCUCUCAUGAGACUUCUCCUAUCAGUGAGGAUAAACAUGUCCAUGGAGUUUCUGAGAUAAUUGUGGGAGUGUUGGGGGGUGGACAAUUGGGUCGUAUGCUUUGCCAAGCUGCUUCUCAAAUGGCUAUCAAGGUGAAGAUUUUAGAUCCUUCAGAGAAUUGUUCAGCAAGUGCAUUGGCUUACAGUCACAUGGUCGAUAGCUUCGACGACAGUUCUACAGUAGAAGAAUUUGCAAAAAGAUGCGAUGUCUUGACCGUGGAAAUCGAACAUGUUGAUGUGGAAACAUUAGAAAAGCUUGAGAAAGAAGGAGUCGAUUGCCAACCAAAAGCUUCUACUAUCCGGAUUAUACAGGAUAAAUACAUGCAAAAAGUUCAUUUCUCUCAGCAUGGCAUCCCACUUCCAGAGUUUAUGGAGAUAAACGAUUUUGACGAUGCGAAAAGAGCAGGUGAACUUUUCGGUUACCCUCUUAUGAUCAAAAGCAAGCGAUUGGCUUAUGAUGGACGCGGAAAUGCAGUUGCAAAAAGCCAAGAUGGGCUUUCUUCUGCUGUAAUUGCUCUUGGAGGUACCAAUCGUGGUUUGUACGUCGAGAAAUGGGCACCCUUUGUCAAGGAGCUAGCUGUUAUAGUGGCUAGGGGAAGAGAUGGUUCCAUGGUUUGUUAUCCCGUUGUUGAAACCAUUCACAGGGAUAAUAUAUGCCAUAUAGUUAAAGCACCUGCAGAUGUGCCUUGGAAGAUCAACAAACUAGCGACUGAUGUUGCCCAAAAGGCUGUUGGUUCUUUAGAAGGCGCUGGGGUUUUUGCGGUCGAGCUGUUCUUGACAGAAGAUGGUCAGAUUCUGCUAAACGAAGUUGCGCCAAGACCACACAACAGUGGCCAUCAAACGAUCGAGUCAUGUUAUACUUCACAGUUUGAACAACACUUGAGGGCUGUGGUUGGUCUUCCGCUUGGUGAUUCGUCAAUGAGAACUCCAGCCUCCAUUAUGUACAAUAUUCUGGGUGAAGAUGAUGGCGAAGCUGGUUUUAAAUUGGCGCAUCGGCUUAUUGCAAGGGCUAUGUGUGUUCCAGGUGUAUCUGUUCAUUGGUAUGACAAGCCAGAAAUGAGAAAGCAGCGGAAGAUGGGCCACAUCACUCUUGUUGGGCGGUCUAUGGGUGUUUUGGAACAAAGGUUGCAUUGUAUAACUAGUGACCAAAGCCAUAAAGUAAAUGAGACACCUCGUGUUGGUAUCAUCAUGGGUUCAGACUCGGAUCUUCCUGUUAUGAAAGAUGCUGCCAAUAUUCUGGACAUGUUUGGUGUGGCGCAUGAGGUAAGGAUAGUAUCAGCUCAUCGCACCCCGCAGAUGAUGUUUUCAUAUGCAGCCUCAGCACAUACUCGAGGCGUUCAAGUCAUAAUCGCAGGUGCUGGUGGCGCUGCUCACUUACCAGGUAUGGUUGCUUCACUCACUCCUUUGCCCGUGAUUGGUGUCCCUGUACGUGCAACCCGGUUGGAUGGAGUUGAUUCACUUCUCUCCAUCGUUCAGAUGCCUAGGGGUGUUCCCGUUGCGACAGUUGCAAUAAACAAUGCGACCAACGCAGCCUUGCUUGCUGUCCGGAUGCUGGGAAUCUCUGAUCCUGAUCUCGUCUCAAGGAUGAGUCAGUACCAGGAGGAUAUGAGAGAAGAGAAUAUGGUUAAAGGAGAGAAACUUGAGAGAGAAGGUUGGGAAUUGUAUUUGAACCAGUGA